Messenger RNA from Mizuhopecten yessoensis (Yesso scallop), 3393 nucleotides. RefSeq names its product protein TSSC1-like. The coding region runs from base 22 to 1170 and encodes 382 amino acids. Lineage: Eukaryota; Metazoa; Mollusca; Bivalvia; Pectinida; Pectinidae. Gene Ontology annotation, biological process: protein ubiquitination. The record is from RefSeq and is a predicted model, not a curated record. The transcript is spliced from 9 exons. Gene Ontology annotation, molecular function: protein binding.
UUCUGUCACAAGUGUUUCAAAAUGGACGACGAAGCGCCAGUCAUCUAUGGGCUCGAGUUUCAGGCCAGAGCACUGUCUGCUCAAACAGCAGAGACUGAUAAAAUACGAUUUCUGGUGGGCACACAGUCACUCCGAGCAGAAAAUCAGAUCCACCACAUAGACUUUGACGAUGAAAACAACAUCAUAAACAAGAAUGUAUACAUCCACCGAGAGGGCGAGAUCUGGGACAUCAGUGCCUCUACCAUGGAUAGUAAUCUCCUAGCCACCUGCUACAACAAAACAACGGAAUCCAAGACAGAGAUGCGAGGAGCUGUAUGGAAACUUCCAUCAGACUACGACAGCACGCAGGUGGAGGACCACUCUUCCCAUCAGUCUUUACAGCUUGUCUGUCACCUUGACGACACUGAAUACGGGGACAUGAAAAGUGUCCUGUGGCAUCCGACUGGUGAUAGCAGCAGUCUAAUUGGCUUGUCUGACAACCAUAUCCUCCUCUGGGACCUUGAUAGCUCCUCAAGUACUGCAAAGCUGACCGCCUCCGCAGAAUUAGAGAGUAAGGGUCAACCUAAGAUGACCUGUGGCAGGUGGAAUCCACACCACAAUAGCCAGCAGGUGGCAACUGCCAACGAUACCGCCAUACGAGGAUGGGACAUUCGCUCCAUGCAACAGGUGUAUGUUAUCGAGAAUGCCCAUGGUCAGUUAGUCAGGGACGUAGACUUCAACCCAAAUAAGCAGUACUACCUAGCCAGUUGUGGAGACGAUUGUAAGGUGAAGUUCUGGGACACAAGGAAUCCUACGGAGCCCCUCAAAGUGUUAGCAGAACACUCUCACUGGGUAUGGGCUGUGAGAUACAACCAUUUCCAUGAUCAGCUGGUCCUAUCAUCCAGCAGUGAUAGUCGGGUCAUCCUCAACAAUAUUGUGUCAUUGUCGUCAGAGCCGUUUGGACAUCUUGUGGAGAAUGACGAUGAUAGUGAUGAGGACCAACAGGUUCAGAAUCGUUCUACAGAAGCACCUAAGGACGGAGUGAUAGCCACUUAUGAGGAACACGAGGACAGUGUGUAUGCUGUGGACUGGUCAUCCGCUGACCCAUGGGUGUUCGCCUCCCUUAGUUAUGAUGGACGGCUAGUCAUCAACAGAGUACCAAGGGCGGAGAAAUACAAGAUUUUAUUAUGAAUUUUGUACGUCAACUGUGGAUGAUUAAAUGGAGAACCAUGGACAGAGAACUACAGGGAAAUGAUGCUGUAACAUCAAAAGGAUGAUUUUCUUAAAUGUUUUCCAUAACUUUGAAAUGAUGUGUGGGAAAAAUAUCCUUAUUUGGCAAUAACUAGCACUUGUCACACCAUCAUGGCAAUACGUAACAGGCUUGCGUAUUUUAUAAAGAGUGCAUAUGUAAAUAUAUUACCCACAUGUUUAUCACCUACUCUGAUAACUGAUAAGUGCGUUUAUGAGGGUAUUUUUAAUGAAACAAUAUUUUGUUAAAGAGCGCUAAAAAAAAUCUAAUUACCAGAGGUAUUGAUUCAAAACUGUAUGCAAUGUUAUGUGUUAAGGGGAGAAAAGCAUUGAGAAAUAUAUAAUGGUGUAAAAACUAGAAUCAUGCCAUAUCACUAUUAAGCAUAUAUUCAUUUGAGUGGUUCAUUUAGUGAGCUAGCAAGCAAAUGUGAGUUUAAUGUACAUGUACCGGUAUAUAUAGGAACAUAGCCCUAGUGUGAUUAUAGGUAUGGUAUGGUUAGUGCUGAUGUGCUAGUUUGAUAUGAUUUAGUUCUAAUAGUGCUUGUUCUGGCUUAGUGCAAGUGUAUUAUGGGUAGACAAGAUCUAAGGGUUUAGUGCUGACGUGACAGUGUAUUGUGGGUAAACAAGAUUUUAUGGUUUAGUGCUGACGUGACAGUGCAUUGUGGGCAGACAAGAUUUUAUGGUUUAGUGCUGACAUGACAGUGUAUUGUGGGCAGACAAGAUUGUAUGGUUUAGUGCUGACGUGACAGUGUAUUAUGGGUAGACAAGAUCUAAGGGCUUAGUGCUGACGUGACAGUGUAUUGUGGGCAGACAAGAUUGUAUGGUUUAGUGCUGACAUGACAGUGUAUUGUGGGCAGACAAGUGACAGUGUAUUGUGGGCAGACAAGAUUGUAUGGUUUAGUGCUGACGUGACAGUGUAUUGUGGGUAGACAAGAUUGUAUGGUUUAGUGCUGACAUGACAGUGUAUUGUGGGCAGACAAGAUUGAAUGGUUUAGUGCAGACGUGACAGUGUAUUGUUGGCAGACAAGAUUGUAUGGUUUAGUGCAGACGUGACAGUGUAUUGUGGGUAGACAAGAUUGAAUGGUUUAGUGCAGACGUGACAGUGUAUUGUGGGCAGACAAGAUUGUAUGGUUAAGUGCAGACGUGACAGUGUAUUAUGGGUAGACAAGAUUGUAUGGUUAAGUGCUAACAUGACAGUGCAUUGUGGGCAGACAAGAUUGUAUGGUUUAGUGCAGACGUGACAGUGUAUUAUGGGUAGACAAGAUUGUAUGGUUAAGUGCAGACGUGACAGUGUAUUAUGGGUAGACAAGAUUGUAUGGUAAGGGCAGACGUGACAGUGUAUUAUGGGUAGACAAGAUUGUAUGGUUUAGUGCAGACGUGACAGUGUAUUAUGGGUAGACAAGAUUGUAUGGUUAAGUGCUAACGUGACAGUGUAUUGUGGGCAGACAAGAUUGUAUGGUUUAGUGCUGAUGUGACAGUGUAUUAUGGGUAGACAAGAUUGUAUGGUAUGGUUUAGUGCUGAUGUGACGGUGAAUGAUGGGUAGACAAGAAUUUUACAUUGUUAUCAAAUAACAAACUUCAUCUUUCAAAUCACUAAGAAAAUUAUGAAUGUCAUUUCAUUAUGUCAGAGUUUCAUUGUCAGGCUUCAUGGUGAUUAGGUCUUCUGCACCUGGCAAGUCCACUCCAGUAGAACAUGUUAACCUGUUUGGCGAUAUACUGAUAACUGUGGAAGUAGGAAUUCUCGCUUGUGGAAAAGUUGGCAGUGCGACUCUUUAAUCUGAUUACAGUGUGGAAAUUUUUGUACAGGCAACGGUUCUAAAAUUUAGAUUAUAUAAAUCUUAUAUACAAUCUUUCUAAUUGAUAAAUAAAUGUUCGCAUGUAGAUAUGUUCAUGCUAAUUUACUCAAUACAGAAAUUGGGAGCAUUUCCACAAAGCAAAACUUUCCUCUUUUACAGUAUAAAGUAUGUUUAUUGGUAGGAAUUCAGAGGAGGUUAGAUGAUGCACUCUUAAAAUUUGUUUAAAAUUAUGGAUGUAUGAAGAUUUGACUAUGUGUAAUUAUAUCACAAUUUGUUACAGACAAAGUACAUAUUGUACAGGAAUUAUUUAUGUAUUGGUUGUUAUGUACAAAUGUUUCCUCUACAGGGACCAAGUGCAAUAAAACAAAUA